AUGAACUUCCAACGCCUGGCCAGAUUUACAACGAAUAUCAUAAAAGGUGCCGCUUGUAUACAUUUAUUCAAAGAACAUGUAUGCACGGUUACCAUGUGCAUGGGUCCAUCCAUGCUUCCUACUUUCAAUAUAAUAAACGACAUUGUGGCAUAUGAGAGAAUAAGUCCUCGCUUGAUGAAUAUUGAUACUGGAGACGUGGUUGUGUGCAUAUCGCCAAGGAAUCCAAGACGUGCCGUAAUGAAACGAGUAAUUGGAAUGCCAGGUGAUAUCAUUUGCACCGAUCCAACAGCAUUUGAGCGAAGGUACAUAACUGUUCCUCGAGGACACGUAUGGUUGCAAGGUGACAAUAUGAGUAAUUCGACUGACUCGCGCGAAUAUGGUCCAGUGCCAUACGCAUUAAUUCGCGGCAAGGUAUUCGCAAGACUAUGGCCAGGAGCUACCUGGAUAAGAAAUGGACGAGUACCGAUUGAAGAACAAUCAGAGUGA
Paraglomus occultum is the source of this 486-nucleotide messenger RNA. The record is from the annotation of a GenBank genome assembly. NCBI's taxonomy places the organism in Eukaryota, Fungi, Glomeromycota, Glomeromycetes, Paraglomerales, Paraglomeraceae.